GCCUUCCGGAGCCAAAAGCCUCUGCACCGGGUAGGGCCGUAUCACACAGAGCCAGAGGGCGAGGUAGCUCCGCGCACCCUCCAGGUGAACCCUCCCAAAGCGCUACACUCCGCCCCUCGCCGGCUCGCCUUUCCUGCCGGAGCUGCGGCCGGCCCCAUUUUCUUAUCACCAGCACCGGGGGAAGGAGCAGGGAUAGCUGGACGCCCGCAGCGAAGAAGGCACCGAGACUUCUUCCUCUCCGGGCGGGCCGCUGCUUCUGCUGAUUUGGGAUUCGGAGCCGGAGGGGAGCAGCAAAGGGUUCUCGCCAUGGCUUGCCAUCUCGGACCUGGGAUUUUGCUGCUCGUGAGCUGUGCCAUCUUUGGGAAUGGACUUCACAUAGAGAUUCCUGGAGGUAGAAACAAGCAGCUCCUUCAUUCGGAUGGUCACAUUAGACAGAAGCGGGAAUGGAUUGUCCCACCUGCCCUCCUCAACGAAGAGAGUGAAAAUAAGAACCCAAUUGCUAAAAUACGAUCUGAUCAUGAAGGUGAACCCGGGAUAGUUAUUACUUACACUAUUUCAGGCACAGGAGUCACCGAACCACCAUAUAAUUUGUUUGUGAUUAAUGGAAAAACUGGAGACCUGAACAUAACAAGAAUAGUUGAUCGGGAGCAAACGCCAAUGUUCUAUCUGAAAGGUUAUGCAAUGGAUCAGUAUGGUAAUCACAUGGAAAAACCAUUAGACUUGAGAAUUAAAGUUAAAGACAUAAAUGACAACUACCCAAAGUUUUCACAGUCAGUUUUUAUGGGCUCUGUUGAAGAAUUGUCUGAAGUAGGUGUUCUUGUGAUAAAGAUAGAAGCAACCGAUGCAGAUGAGCCAGGCAACCUCAACUCCAAAAUUGCUUUCAAGAUUAUUUCUCAAGAACCUAGCAAUCCGCCUGCAUUUGAAAUUAUCAGAUCAACAGGCGAGGUCCGGACUUCACAUUUUCAACUCGACAGGGAGGUGCAAAGUAGCUACUCCUUAAUUGUAGAAGCAAGAGACCGAGAUGGAGAUGCAAUAGGGCUUGGUGAACGGACAACGGUACAGAUCAAGGUUUUGGAUGUCAAUGACAAUAUCCCUUAUCUUGAAAAAAGCAUGUAUGAUGGAAGCGUCCGAGAAAAUACAGCUAAUGUGGAGAUUAUGCGACUGAGGGCCUUUGACGACGAUGAGCAGUACACUGAUAACUGGCUGGCAAACUUCACCAUUGUGUCUGGCAAUGAAGGAGGUUAUUUCCGUAUAGAAACAGAUUCGCAUACCAAUGAAGGAGUUUUGAUUCUGGUUAAGGAAAUUAAUUAUGAAGAGCUGCAGAACAUUGACUUGAAUAUUGUUGUUUCUAACAAAGCAGCAUAUCACAAAUCAAUUAUUGCUAAGGGCUUCCAAGCAAAACCAAUUCCAGUUAAAAUUAAGGUGGAAAAUGUGAUUGAAGGCCCUGUAUUUAAGCCCAACAGAGUUACAAUUCAAGCAAAUAGAACAAUGAAAGUGAACCAGGUUAUUGGGCGCUUUGAAGCUUAUGAUGAAGAUACCGGAAAGAUAGCACAAAACAUCAGGUAUGUUAAAGGCCAGGACAUUGCGAACUGGUUUACAGUAGACUCUAGGACUGCUGAAAUCAAACUUAACCGAGUGAUUGACUAUGACUCAUCUUUUCUUGUCAACGGUACUUACACUGCAACAAUUUUGGCUAUAAGUAAGGACCAGCCUCCAAAAACGGCUACAGGUACCAUUGUUAUUCAGGUACAGAAUACUACUCUCUACUGCCCGACCAUUGUGACUCCACGUCAAACUGUCUGUACCCAUGCAAAGUUUGUUAACGUCUCUGUUACUAAUCGAGGAGGUUAUCUAAAUCGUGGCCCUUUCACUUUCACUAUUGUUGAUGAGCCUGAAAGAGUGUCAGACAAGUGGAGGAUAAUCAGAGUGGAUGGAUCUAGAGUACAGCUUAUACCAGAGAAUCUGAAGCCUGGAUCAUAUGAAGUUCCACUGCUGGUGAAAGAUAACCAAGGUCUGAGCUGUCCCGAGUAUCAAACUCUAAGACUGGAUGUUUGUGAAUGUGCAGAAGGUGGUGGUUGCCGAGCAGCAAUCGUCGGCUCAUCGGUUUUUCUAGGACCUGCAGCGAUUGCUCUGAUAAUUCUGGCAUUGUUGCUGCUGCUGUUGGUGCCUCUCUUACUGCUGGCGUGUGGCUUUGGUGGAUCAGGUGCCUCAAAAGGCUUUGUGGCAAUACCCGAUAACAGCGAAGAAAUGUUGCGAAUAUGGAACAAUGAAGGGGCAGCCCCUGAAGACAAGGCUGCCGUCAGCCUAAGCCACAUGACUUCUGUGAACAACUCGGCCUCAGGGAUGGGAAAUGGAAAUGCAUCGUCAAGCUUAGGCGUGGCAGGAGGCGCUGUGGUUUCUGGCUCUUCUGCAUUUGGACAGCGUAACACCACAACCAUCGAAAGGCGCUGGGAGGAGGCCCGUACGUCUCAUGCACAUCAUGAAGGCAUGGAUUUUGGAGGGGGCUCAACCAUAGCAGGAGCAAGAGGAGUAGGAGGGGGAGACAUGGCAGCACAGAAAAUCCUGACAAUGGAUAGCAGAUACAUGGAACAUGCUGGAGCUGUGAAUGAAGAAUUCUUAAGGAGCUACUUCACUGAAAAAGCUGAUGCUUUUGCCGACGAGGAUGAAGGGCACCUCGCAAAAGACUGCCUACUCGUUUACUCUCAGGAGGAAGAAAGAGAUUCUCCCCAUGGUUCUGUUGGCUGCUGCAGUUUCAUUGAGGGCGACUUUGAUGAGCAUUACCUGGAUGACUUGGGAGAUAAAUUUAAGACUCUGGCUGAGAUCUGCAUGGGCAAACGCAUUGGCAUGGAAGCUGGACUACACACCUCUCAAGGCCUGAAAGACCCAACUCCUACUCUUGCAGCAAGUGAAUCUGAUGUGCAAUACUUGCAUCAGCAGAAUGCAGAGCACACCUAUACUUCAGGCUCUGGCAACCAAAUACCUGACGCCACAAAAGGCUUUGGUUCAGAAAUGGUGGCCGAGGAGACAGUAACUGAGACUACCUUUGAAUCUACACCUGGCUUGCAGCAAGUUAGACGUAUACCCAACCCUCUGGUUAGCAGCAGCAGCAAUGUUGUCGUGACAGAAACAUCUUAUGGGGCAAUACCCCCUCCAGUAAUCUUUGACCCCCAGUUUAAAGAGAAUGUGGUAGUGACAGAGAGAGUGCUUGCUCCAGGUUCUAACUUGCAGGAUGUGUUAGAAAUGCCUUCUGGAGCCUUUCCAGACCUUACAGAUUCAAACUACGUUGUUGUAAGGGAAAGGGAGAGGGUCCUUGUACCUAGUUCUGAGCUAAAGGGUUCCCUGAGCAUCCCCAAUUUAGCAGGAGGACAGAAUGUGGUAGUGACUGAGAGGGUGGUUACACCCACCCCUGGCAUGUGGGGCACAUCAGAGCAAGCCACCUACCCUGAGAGUGAUAGACAGGGACAAAUCUUGAUUGCAGAUGCUUUCUUUAACCAAGGCAGCACACAGGAAGCACCUCCCCCUGGUUCUACCCUGAGCAAGUCCUCAAGGGUUAAAUACAGCACUGUGCAGUACACACGCUCAUAGAUGGUAUGCUUUCAUCCAUAAGUUUUUAUUUGCAUUUAACAGUGGUAGGGAUUAGUGGUUUGUUUUCUCAGGGGCUAAAUGAAUUGCUUUCCUUUCCUUGCAGUAGUUUCUGUACAAGAAAAUUCACACAAAGCCCAGAGAAGAGAUACCGAGAUUAAGGAUGCAGUCCUAAACAGACUUUUCUAGGAAGUAUGCCCCACUGAAUACAGUAGCACCUCUGAGUAUAAGAUUCAUAGCAUUGCAGUGUAAAAGAAUUUGGAUUGUAGUAACAAGGAACUACUCCAGCUGCAUAGCCAGAAAGAUUGUAGCUAACAUCCUGAGCCUCUGUAUUCUAGCAUACAUUGCUAGAACCUGGGUGGCAGUCCAACUGGUUUAGUUGGUUAUCUGCAAACUUUAACUAGCUGUGUGAUCCUAAAUGCCUUGCUUCAAGAUUAAGUCGCUCUUGGAUUUGCUCCCUUGUGCGUUUAGCCCAAUAGCAAAGUAUUAACUUAAUUAGUCAUAUUGACUUCAAAGUUAAGUUGUCAAACAGUGCAAUCCUAAAUGUAUUUACUCAAAAAUAAGUCAGGUUGAACACAGAGGGGGUUACUCACUGGCGGAUGUGGUUAGAAUUGCAGCUUUAAAUGUACAAUACAGCUGAGAUGGCUUGUUGCUUGGGCUAUUUAAUAUCAACAGGAAAUACGUAUGUUCUCUAGAAGGGUAGGUAUUUCACUUCAUUUUUAAGUUGCUUUUCAAAAUAAUGUCCUUCUACAUAAAAAAAAGCAAAGAUGAGUGUAAAAAGAGGUGGAGUGAAAACAGGAAUGCACAGUCUAAUUUUCCUUCCUACGCUUAGCAGACAUUGUGCUCCUUUUGCAACAUGUAGGAUAAGCAUAGGUUUAGCCCAAGUUGCAGCUGCUGGACAGUACAAAAAUAUAACUUAAAACCAGAAACACAUGUGCUCAUCUGACAUCUCUGAAUCAGGAUCCUUAAGAGUUCUGAUGUAUUCAUUCAACUCUACUAGCCACAAGGGCUGUCCCAUUCAUUUCAGUGGAGGCAGCUGAUCCUUUCACAUAUUCAGUGAUUGGCUUCAUCCAUUGAAAUGAAUGGAACCCACCCAUGCAGGAUGGGUGCUUUUUCAAAUGCCACAAUCGUGCAGUAAGUAAUUUUGUGUAUAUCUGUAUAGUACAGCCAAUGUGGUGUAGCAGAGAGAGUAUUGGACUUGGACCAAGGAGGACUGCGUUCAGACCCCUUCCCUACUCACCCAUAAAACCCACCUAGUGCCUUAUAUUUUAUAUAUAUGUAUCUUACAUUUUCUCAGGCCCUUUUGCUAAAAGCAAUAAAUAGGAUUGGGUGUACUGCCACUGAACUAGGUUGCAUACACACCAUACAUUUUAAAGCACAACACACACCCUCAAAGAAUCCCAGUAACUGUAGUUUGUCUCUCACAAAGUUACGAUUCCCAGCAUUCACAACAAAUAGUUCCUAGGAUUCUUGGCAGGGGGUGUGUGCUAUAAAUGUAUGUUGCCCUAGUCCCUUUUUCCUCCGUCAAUUAUUCUGUACAUAUCUAUUUUAUAAUUCAAAGAAAAGCAAAAAUGAAUGGGAUGAAAAUGUAUAUAAUGGUAAAUGUAUUUUAAUCUUUUUGGACAAGAUAAACUUACAUUUAAGGAACAUUUUAUAUGACAGAAAUACUGCUUAUUUUAAGCUUUCCUUUGGUUUUAAUUCACAGUUUCACCUGUGGAGAGUUGUAUCUAAUGAACUGAGAUUUAAGACUGCACUGGUAGCUGUUGCAGAGUUUACAGUUAAUUCCCAUGUACCUUUCCAUUUGGAAUGGGAGUAUAGCCUGUUCAUUUUCAAGGGUUAAUCAUGGAAUUUGCAGAUCUCGAGCUUUGCGGUAAAUUUUUAUUUUAGAUAACAAGCUGUGGUUUUGCACUGAUCUCUAGUUUGAGGUGUCAAUGGAUUACAUUAUGUAUUUUUGUGGAAUUUCAAAUAAAAGGGGGAAAUUAUAA
Podarcis raffonei (Aeolian wall lizard) is the source of this 5567-nucleotide messenger RNA. RefSeq names its product desmoglein-2-like. The coding region runs from base 307 to 3585 and encodes 1092 amino acids. Gene Ontology annotation, cellular component: plasma membrane; desmosome. The record is from RefSeq and is a predicted model, not a curated record. Gene Ontology annotation, biological process: homophilic cell-cell adhesion. The transcript has 15 exons. Gene Ontology annotation, molecular function: calcium ion binding. NCBI's taxonomy places the organism in Eukaryota, Metazoa, Chordata, Lepidosauria, Squamata, Lacertidae.